CUUUUGAGAGAGGGUCUCAUGUACCCCAAGGUCUUGGACCUCACUGUGUAUCUGAAGCUGGCUUCGAGCUAGCGUCAGCCCUCUUGCUUUGUCUUAGCUAUUUCUGGGAUUACAUGCACAAGUUGCAAUGCCUGACAGUGAAUAAAUUACCUAAUUUUUUUUAAAACAAGGAUUCAUUGCUGGACGUGGAGCUCACAUUUUAGCUCAGGAUGACUUUGAACUUGUGACAAACUUCCAGCCUCAGCCUCCGGAGUGCUGGGAUUACAUGCCUGAACCACCACACCCUGGGAUUUUUUUUUUUUUUUUAAUAACAAAGACUUUACAGUCCGCAUCUGGAGACUGUUAACGUGAAUUAUUGAAUCCAAAUUAGGGUGUGAUUUAGCCAUCCCCAAAGAAGUAGGCUUGUUGAAUCAACGGGAUUUACGAAUGUUAAAGACAGAGCAGAUAAAAGGGGGAGAUGUGAAUGUUCAGGUUCACUGUCCAUUGAUAUUACUUACGUACUCUCUUUUUAUGUCUUCUUAGUUUUAAUUUUCUGUGUGCUCAUGUUAUGGGUGCUGUUGUAAACACAGCAUAGACUUGGAAUUUUUGUUUGUUUUGGUUUGGUUUUUUGAGAGGGUUUUUAUGUACUCCUGGUUGUCUUGAAGCUCAAUAUGUAGACCAGGAUAGCCCGAAACUCACAGAUUCUCCUGUCUGUGCCUCCAGAGUGCUGAGAUUAAAGAUGUGGGCCAUCACACCUCAAUUUCGACAGCUUUAUAAAACAUUUUUUAUUAGGGUCUGUAAAAUAUUUACAAAGUUAAAUUCCUGAUGCAGAUCUGCCCUGAUGUGAAGAACAUUCUUCCACAGUGGCCCUCAAAUCAAAGGAGGCAGUCAUGUUAGCCCACUUCCUCCUUGUUUAUUAUAUGCUGUAGGAUUUCCAAGUCCAUCAUUCCAAGGAUGAAUGGGGACAGAUCCAUAUUUUGGAUUCCUGCUGUCUUAUAAUGGGUGACAUUUUGCCAUUAGAUGUCAUUGGUAGAAGAGUUGACGUUAACGGAGAAUUUGCAACAGUGCGUUUUUGUGGUACUGUUCCUCCUGUGGCAGGACUCUGGCUAGGAGUCGAGUGGGACAAUCCUAAGAGAGGAAAGCAUGAUGGCAGCCAUGAAGGAACUAUGUAUUUUAAAUGCAGGCACCCAACAGGAGGCUCCUUUGUUCGUCCAAACAAAGCUAAUUUUGGAGUAGAUUUUCUUACUGCCCUUAAGAAGCGUUAUGCAUUAGAAGAUGGAUCUGAUGAUGAUGGAAAAUCAUGUUCCUUAAUAGUUGGAAGUAAACAAGUACAAACUGUUGGUUUUGAGAAUAUUACAAAGAAGCAGAGCCAAUUGAGAGCAUUGCAAGACAUUUCCCUGUGGAAGUGUGCCGUGAAUUGUGCUGGUGAACAAGGAAGAAUUGCUGAAGCCUGCCCCAAUAUUCGAGUUGUAAAUUUGUCCAAAAACUUGUUGUCUUCUUGGGAUGAAGUGAUUCUUAUUGCAGAGCAGCUCAACAACCUGGAGUCUCUGGAUCUCAGUGAAAAUAAACUGCAGUUUCCCUCUGACUCACCAACUCCAACUGGAACAUUUUCUAAUCUGAAGAUUUUAGUCCUAAAUAAAAUGGGAAUAACAUGGGCUGAGGUGCUGCGCUGUGCCCCUUCAUGGCCAAUCCUUGAGGAACUUUACCUCAAAUCUAACAAUAUAUCCAUUUCAGAAAGGCCAGUGAACGUCCUGCAGAAAAUGAGGUUACUAGACCUUUCCUCUAACCCAGCCAUUGAUGAAAGCCAGCUGUGCCUCAUAGCAUACCUGCCCAGACUAGAACACCUACUCAUUUCUGACAUUGGACUUUCUUCUAUACAUUUCCCAGAUGCUGGAAUUGGGUGCAAAACAUCCAUGUUCCCGUCCUUGCAGUACCUGGUAGUCAAUGACAACCAAAUAUCAGAAUGGUCAUUUAUCAAUGAGCUAGAUAAAUUACAGAGCCUACAGGCUCUGUCCUGCACUAGAAACCCCUUGUGUGAAGAAGACAAAGCAGAAGAGAUCAUCAUUGCCAAGAUUGGUCAGCUGAAGACCCUGAACAGAUGUCAGAUUCUUCCAGAGGAAAGGCGUGGAGCUGAGCUUGAUUACCAAAAAACCUUUGGAAAUGAAUGGAAAAGGGCUGGUGGACAUCCGGAUCCAGACAAAAACAGGCCAAAUGCAGAGUUUCUGUCAGCCCAUCCUAGAUACCAGCUUCUCUGCUGCAAAUAUGGUGCACCUGAAGAUGAGGAACUCAAACCACAGCAGCCAUUCAUGCUCAAAAAUCAGCUACUAUCACUGAAGAUCAAAUGCUCAAACCAACAUGAACAGAAAGUAUUAGAAAAGCAGUUGCCAGAUUCCAUGACAGUUCAAAAGGUAAAGGGACUGCUGUCACGUCUUCUCAAAGUUCCUGUGUCAGAACUUCUGUUGUCCUAUGAAAGUCCCAAGAUGCCAGGCAGAGAAAUUGAGCUAGAAAAUGACCUACAGUCAUUACAGUUUUAUUCUGUGGAGAAUGGAGAUUGUCUACUAGUGCGAUGGUAACAAUCCAACUGGAAUGUUGUACACACCAGAAACAAAAACUUCACCUUCACAAAGGAUGUAUGUUUUGUUGGGAAAGGACCAUUUGGUUGUAUAUUAAUAGAAUAAUAAAGGCUUUGAUUACUAGUGA
Molecule: messenger RNA, 2679 nt
Organism: Cricetulus griseus (Chinese hamster)
Lineage: Eukaryota; Metazoa; Chordata; Mammalia; Rodentia; Cricetidae
Source: RefSeq, a predicted model, not a curated record